Molecule: messenger RNA, 2274 nt
Organism: Ogataea parapolymorpha DL-1
Lineage: Eukaryota; Fungi; Ascomycota; Pichiomycetes; Pichiales; Pichiaceae
Exons: 1
Coding region: 1-2274 (757 amino acids)
Biological process (GO): protein phosphorylation; mitotic DNA damage checkpoint signaling
Cellular component (GO): nucleus; cytoplasm
Molecular function (GO): protein serine/threonine kinase activity; ATP binding
Source: RefSeq, a predicted model, not a curated record
AUGCCAUCAUCGUCUACUGACAGCGACUCGACAAGUUCUACUGGGUCGAAGACAAAUAAAUUCCUCAAGAAGUUGCAAAACAAGACGUUUAAUAAGCACCAUGAACGUGAUGAUCAGCUUCCAAAAAGUAACGGUCAAGCCAACCAUUUUAAGUCCAAGGACAAAUCGCAUAAUAUAUUAAGACAUUUGAAGCCUAGUCAUUCACAUGUCGUAGAAGCUCCUCAAAGACAUAGCUCGUCUGACAGUUACGGACCGAAGGGCAAGUUGGCAAAAUCAAAUACAAGUUUGGGCCAUUCUAUAAUAUCAAAGUCAAACAAGAAUAUGAACGAUCUUUUGGGAACGUCGGGCAACGUUAUUGCUUCGCCAAGAGAUACCACAGUUCCCAGACCGACCGCAAAAUUGGGACUUCCUUCUGUGGAGGAAUACAAACCAAACAAGCCCCAGAAACUUGAGUACAAUCCUUUUGGAAUCAACAAUAGCGGUCUUCAAUUCAGCAAUUCGUCGUCUCAAUCGAAAAAGUCUCGCACUUUUGAUGCAGUUGAUGAUGAUACAAAUGUGCUACCAUAUCCUGUAGAUAUGCCCAAUGAUCACCUUCCCGAUGAGUUUAAGUUGGAACAUCAAGUUUUAUUUGAUGAAUAUCAGUUUCCAAAGGACGAGCCAGGCAAUAUAGGAUCAGGAGCUUCUUCAUCAGUUAGAAAAAUCCAUAAAAUCAACAAGCCCAAAGAAGUGUAUGCAUUAAAGAAGUUUGUGUUAUUCAAGGGCGAAACACCUAGCGAGUUUUACCAGCGUGCGUCCAAAGAAUAUAUCAUUCAUAGAAACCUCUUCAAUGGGCUCCAUAUCGUGAAAUGCUAUGCGCUUAUCAGAAUCCCUCACCAGCAAAACCUUACGAGAGGCUGGGGUUUUGUUCUGGAGCUGUGUAAAGCAGACCUUUUUACCGUCAUGACCUCCCCUAACUGGUCUCUCACGACACCAGCAGAAAAGUUGUGUCUGUUCAAACAAACGGCUUACGGGAUCAAGUAUAUGCAUGAAUGUGACAUUGUCCACCGAGACAUCAAGCCAGAGAACAUUUUGUUGACUGCUAGUGGCUGUGUUAAACUCACAGAUUUUGGUGUUUCUGAUUAUGGACACCAGAUUCCUGGCGAUUUUAGCUCGGACAUCAAAUAUAGUACACAGCUUGUCGGAUCGCCUCCUUACCAGCCUCCCGAAGUUGAAGCACUGCACGAUGUGCCCAUGUCCAAAAGAACUCCUUAUAAUCCUUUCAAAAUGGAUCAUUGGGGACUGGGGUUGCUACUUUUCGUUCUCUUCUACGGCGGUACACCGUUUGCAGAAAGCUCGAGAAAAACAUGUCCGCAGUAUCGAGAUUAUGAAAUCUCUUAUUCUCAGUUGUGCUCGAAAAAUCCUUCCUUUAGAAAGAAUGACUAUACCAAAUGUCCUGCGAUUGAGUCUCGAUUUGCCAAAAGGUUUUCAGAUCCAGGUGUUGCUAGAAUUGCUUGGCGUCUAGCAGACCCCCAAGCAUCCACCAGAUAUACUCUUUAUGACCUUUUCAAUGACCCAACUUUCCAACAAGCUGAGAUGUGCAUUGAUGAAAAUGAGUACGAAUGCAAUUUUUUCCAUCACCCAGACUCAAACUUUAAAGGCAGGUUCGAGUAUGGCCACAAUAGCUCCUCGGCAUCUUCCCUUGAUUCGUCACAUUCUGUUUCCCAUUCAUCUGCAUUGGCUCCCAAAAGUUCUUCCAAUAUGAGCUCCCUAGCUUCUGCUAGGUCAAGAGCGUCAACUAUUCAAUCGGUGGCUCGUACAUCAAGUAUGCUUGAUGUAGGCAAGCCCAAAAAACAACUUUCAUCCAUGGUGGAUAUAGCUGUGGCUAAUGAAUUGCCAAAACACGAGGAUUUAGAGGAAAGAAAGCAAAACUCAUCUUCUUCAUCUUUGUAUUCUCCAGAUUCCCCUCUGACCAUUUCUGUUCAUUCGAAAUACCAGGGAGAAAAGCCGAAUAUUGGCAAACUUUCACUCAAUAGUCCUGUAAACGCGCAGGAUGAGAAAGAUGAUGUGGGCGAUAACCAAGAAGAAGCUACCCCUCAAACAGAAUAUUCACCAGAAUUGAAGUCUACAGGAAUGUCUAGAGCAGCAUCCGUGGUGACGCUUGAUUCUCUGUGUACCAUAGAUGGACCACACCCCAUUAAACUUCAGGAUAAUGAAAUCUUCAAGGUCAUACCUUCUGACGUGAUAUGCAAAUGCGGAGGGACUAAAAAGAACCAUAACCAUUUCCAUAACAAAUAG